Tyto alba (common barn owl) is the source of this 1578-nucleotide messenger RNA. RefSeq names its product mitochondrial ribosomal protein L18 (gene MRPL18). Gene Ontology annotation, biological process: translation. The record is from RefSeq and is a predicted model, not a curated record. The transcript is spliced from 4 exons. Gene Ontology annotation, molecular function: structural constituent of ribosome; 5S rRNA binding. Gene Ontology annotation, cellular component: mitochondrion; ribosome. Lineage: Eukaryota; Metazoa; Chordata; Aves; Strigiformes; Tytonidae. Bases 624 to 1175 code for a protein of 183 amino acids.
UCCCGUCCCCGUGAGCGGCGCGGCGUUCGCAAGAGCGCGGGACAGCCCCACAGCGGCCGGGGACGGGGAGCGGGAUGGGUGGCUUAGCCCCCGCCGCCUGAGGGGUAGACGGCAUUGCGCGGCUGCCGGCGCCGCUUCCGCCCGGUUCAGUAGCGGAAGAGUCGCAGUCCGCGGCGCAGAACGAGCGAUUUUUUUUACUAAUAAGGGUAGAGGAUGGGCAGUUUUUGUAGCGGCUCUGGUCUCUUCCUGGUAGCUUGUUGUAGGAGCCCCCCUCCCCGCCCUACCACGCGCGCGUGCCCGCUUCCUGGGCGCCGCUCCGUCUUAGACCCGCUCCCGUAUUUCCUCUCGGCCUUUCCCCAAGAGGAAAAAACUAAAGAAGCUCUCCGCCUUCUGCUUUGUUCUGUAAGGCGCGACUGCCACAGCACUGCCGUUCCCGGCCGAACGGGAGCCGGGGCGGCCGCCGCUUCCGUCUGGCGUCAAGGGCGGGCGGAAGUCCCCCGAGGCCGCUUCCGGGGGAAGCGCGGCCUCGCCGAGAUGGCGGCGCGCAGGUGACCCCGAGCGGAGCGCAGCGCAGCGGCGGGGAGGUGGCUGCCGCCCUCCGCCGCGCCGGGCGACGGCUCCCCAUGGCGCUGAACAGCUGCAGCCGCCCGGUGCUGGCGGCCGCUGGGCUCCGGGCACUCGGAGCGGGUCUUCAUUUUGCAUCAACUACAGCUAGUCUCAAAACUGAGACUGAAGUGGACACAAGUGAAAAUGAGGUUGUUGCCCCAGAGUUCACUAACAGGAAUCCUCGGAACUUGGAGCAGUUGGCCCUGGCUAGGAAGGAGCGUGGCUGGAAGACAACAUGGCCAAAGCGUGAAUUCUGGCAUAGGUUACGGUUUGAGCGGACACAGCAUUAUGUAGAAGCCUUUGUUGAGCGCUGUAACGGAGAUGUUGUGGUAUCUGCCUCUACCCGAGAGUGGGCCAUAAAGAGACACCUGUACAGUCCCAAGGGAGUAUCAGCAUGCAAAAACCUUGGCCGUGUAAUGGCACAGCGCUGUUUGGAAGCAGGAAUCAACUUUGUGAACUUUAAAGCUAUUAUCCCCUGGGAAUAUCGUUGUGACUCGAUUAAGGAAUUCGAAAAAGCUAUGGAGGAGGGCGGUGUCGUUCUGCGUGAGCCACGAAGAAUCUAUCAGUAAAGUGGAGGCCAUUGGGAAAACUUUCCAAGGAUCAAUGAUCACUUCUUUAGGGGUGUGUACCAGCACAGUGAAGGUCCGGAGCUGGAAAAAGUUGGAACAUGGCAUCUUAUAAUAAAAUGUUUUUAAAUGGACAGAAGUGUAUCAUAUUCUUGAUUCUGAAGUUAUCAACGCCUUUAAGGCUGGAAUAAACUGUUACCAUAGUUCAGCCUGACGGGUUAACAGAAUUUUCUUCAGAAUUCAAUAAUUUUAAUUUUCUUUUUGAUUUUGUGUUUGUUCUAACCUGAACUCUGGAAGUGCUUAGAUACUGGAUCCCUGUACUGCGUCAGUCUAAUUUUGCAAAAUGCAGUCAUCAUGUGAAUGUUUAGAACUGUAAUAAAGUUACGUGCUGAACUCGGUGAGAAGA